Molecule: messenger RNA, 3159 nt
Organism: Colletes gigas
Lineage: Eukaryota; Metazoa; Arthropoda; Insecta; Hymenoptera; Colletidae
Gene: Zw10
Product: centromere/kinetochore protein zw10 homolog
Exons: 10
Coding region: 246-2405 (719 amino acids)
Biological process (GO): mitotic cell cycle; endoplasmic reticulum to Golgi vesicle-mediated transport; mitotic spindle assembly checkpoint signaling
Cellular component (GO): RZZ complex; chromosome, centromeric region; nucleus
Source: RefSeq, a predicted model, not a curated record
UGCAGUUUGCACAAUUCACCGCUAGUCGACUGACGUUUGUCAGUUAUUGCGAAUGUAAUGACAAUGUGGCAGCGACUGUAGUAAACUGCGACACAGUGAAGACCGGUGUAGAGGUUAUAUUUCUCACAUUGUAAUUAAUUAUUCGAGUGUUUCCCAAUUGUGAAAUGAUAAUACUUAAUGUUAAAUCGAGUACGAAGUAUUCCAAGUAAUUCUUAAUUACGGCUAGUACACAAAACGGAGCCAACAUGACAUCGUUUUUAACCGACGUGCUGAUCACAGCAAAUAAAUUCGAAAAGGUUAAUUUAAACGAAAAGAUAGCGGAAAUACAAAAGGAAAUAACAAAGCUAAAGUAUGAUAUCAAAGAUUUUAUGGACGAUAAUUAUGUCGAGUUUGCAUCGAAAUUCACGCGGGAUCAACAUUUAGUAGCAAAAGGAGAAGAAUUACUCGAAGAAAUGAACGUGUUGCAAACGAGAAUAGACGAUGAGAUCAAAGUACAAUUGUCCGGUUCUACGAAAGAAUUGAAGACACUUUCGCAAGGUUUAAAAGAAUCGAACAUGAUGUUGCAGCUCUCCAAUCAGCUGUUAACUUUACACGAAUGCAUGAAGUCUAUAAAAGAUUACCAAGAAAAGAAACGGUACGUGGACGCAGCUAAAGCGUUAGGUAACAUGCAAACGAUAUUGUACAAUCCGCAAAGCGAUCUACGCGAUCUCGACAUUUAUAUGGCAAUCGAGACAGAAUACAUGAAUCUCUUUACAUCGUUUUUAUCGAACGCGUCUCUGCUGUUGCACGAACGAAUCUGUUGGACCGGCGUCGAGGACAAAGACUCGAAGGCCGUUACAUUAAGCGUAAAAAACGAUUUUGACGAUAUGCAAGAUUUAAUUCAAGGGUUACACUACAUUGACAACCUUUCGAAUCAUCUUCACGAAUUUACGAUCACGCUUAUAGAUCACGUGAUCGAUCCGAUCAUUAACGACGACUGUUCCGUGUAUGUAAUCGACGAAAAAAUCUUCACGAUCGAAAUACUGUAUAAAAAAAAACCGCCCAGUUUCAAAAGCGUGUUUUACAAUCUGGAAAUGUUAUUUAAAUUCCUCCAUCAGCACUUCGAUCUGAUAAUACACGAUGACGAAACCUUUCUGAAACAAAUACAACCGCACUUGCUCGAUCGACUGUCGGCGAUGCUGACCGCCGAUUGUAUCUCGCAAAUUAUUCCAACGUCCAGUGCGGAUUUGAAAAACUUUGAACCUAUCGUUAAGACGAUCAACGACUUUCAGUAUUUUUUAGUCGAAAUAGGCUUCAUUACGAACGAACAGCUAUUUCUCUCGGAAUAUACGAAAAAUAUUGACAAAUUGUUCAUCGAUAGGGUUUGUCAAGAUUUAUUGGCAAAAGCUCGAAAUAUUAUGAAAAAAGACUUGCACGAUUGUAUCACGUACGAACCAGAGGAAGCGCCUGAAUGUCCAGAAGAUAAUUGCAUUAGUGAAAUAAAAAUAGACACCAAAUUAAGCGAGAAUUCAUUUCAAUUUCCUAAAUGUCAAAUAAGCAAGAAUGCGAAAGAAACGGUCGAGCUAGCGCGGAGUAUUUUAGACGAGGCAUGCAAUACAGAUUCCUGUGCCAUUCGAUUGUUUUAUACAUGCAGGAAUGUAUUCGAAAUGUAUUCUGGAUUAGUGCCUGAACACCAUCGAAAAUUUUUAGAAACGAUACCGCAACAAGUCGCUGUAUUCCAUAAUAAUUGUAUGUAUCUUGCACACCACCUCCUCACAUUGGGCCACGAGUAUAGGGAUAAGCUGCCGGAAUCUAUACAAAAGUAUAAUUUAACUUUCGCCGAUCAGAUAUUAAUAUUACGAAACGUCGGAUCGACAUAUUUCUUAGAGCACAUGAAAUAUCAGCGAAAUAUUAUUUUUGAUAUUCUCAAAGAGUCCGGUCUAUCCGCAUUGGGUCAAGCUUCCGAGUUACAACCUAGUACCGAGCGUGCACUGAGGCAAUGCAUCAGACAAUUGGAAUUAUUGAAAACAGUUUGGCUAGACGUAUUGCCUGUAAAUGUUUAUUGCAGAGCUGUAGGAUGCAUCAUGAAUUCCAUGGUUGAAGAUUUAAUACUUAGAGUAAUAUCGGUUGAAGACAUUCCUGUCGACGAUGCAACCGAAUUGGUGACGUUAUUUGAUAUGAUUGUUAAACGUGCACCAAUAAUAUUUCCGGAUCCCCGGGAAAUCCAUGAACAUGUACGGAAAUGGGAGAAAUUUUUGGAAUUGAUUAAAGUAUUGGGCGCGUCGCUGAAAGAAAUUGAAAUUAGAUGGGGAGGCGGUAAAGGACCACUCGCGCGCGAAUUUACAGCUUCUCAAGUUAAACAAUUAAUUAGAGCACUGUUUCAAAAUACCGAACGAAGAUCCAAUCUGUUAUCUUCUAUAAAAUAAUACAGCAAGUCCUCGACUUAUGCAGUUAAUUCAUUCUAGAGCUGUUUACGUAAGUCAAAUUAAAAAUACACUGUAUAUUAUAGGGAGGGAAGAAAAAUCGGUCCGGGAUUAAUAAUAAUAUAUUGUAGGUAAGGAACAUGUGGGUGGCGGUCGAGUAAUGUUUGUUUAGUCAUAGUCUUUACAGAGGUUGAUUAAAACGGUUCUUUCUCACUACAAUAGAUUCGGUAUACAAUGUUCGUUAGAAAAGUAAAUUAAAAUUAAAACCCAUACGUGCUCUUUUACGAAAAGAAAACUUUAUUUCAUAUGUGAAUACAUAAACACAUACAAAAUACGCACAAGUACAUAACUGGGGGCACAACCGCGUAUCUACGAACCUGCUUAAUUCGAGGACUCGCUGUAUAAAACGAAACAAAUAUAUAGUAUGGACUGAAUUUUCUGCAUUUAUUAUUAUACUUAUCAUUAACAUUUUAACUGCCGCGUGUGCUUUAUGAUAGGUGUAUGAUUUUCGACCGCCGACAGUUAAAAUAUUAAUAUUAAUGGUAUAAUUGAUAUGAAAAAUAAUAUUAUUAAAUUUUUGUAUAUCGUAUUAAUUACAUAUUACCUAAAUAUAACGUUAAUAUUAGAAUACCCACUACUUACGAUUUUUACCAUUUACCAUUUACUUGUAAACUUAUACUGUAAUACUUACGUUAAAGUUCCAUGUAUUGUUGAAAACAACAUAUUUUCAAAUGAUUAUAUUUUUAAUAGAGCGUAA